Heterostelium album PN500 is the source of this 3159-nucleotide messenger RNA. It is a transcript of the gene pus3, whose product is annotated as tRNA pseudouridine synthase. Lineage: Eukaryota; Evosea; Eumycetozoa; Acytosteliales; Acytosteliaceae. The record is from RefSeq and is a predicted model, not a curated record. The coding region runs from base 1 to 3159 and encodes 1052 amino acids. The transcript has 14 exons. Gene Ontology annotation, molecular function: pseudouridine synthase activity; RNA binding. Gene Ontology annotation, cellular component: cytoplasm; nucleus. Gene Ontology annotation, biological process: tRNA pseudouridine synthesis; mRNA pseudouridine synthesis.
AUGAAAGUAGAAAUUUUAGAUAAAAACGAAAUAAAUAUUAGAAUUUUUUGUAUUUAUUCAAAAUUUGAAUCUUUUUUAACUUGUUCUUAUAAAGAUUUAAAUCAAGAAAUUCCAAAAUCAAUUAAAGAUUUGGAGAAUAUAGUUGAAAAUGAUGAAGAAUGGAGAAAUUGUAACAAAAACAACAGAAUAGUUAUUUUCAAUACGACUAUUGAAACAAUAAUUAAAUAUCUUGAAAAUCAAGACUUAGUUAAUUUUAUAAUUAAAGUAAUAAUCGAUGAAUUAAAAAAAGGAGGGGAAAACAAAGAUUUUCUUUUCGAAUUAAUUGAUAACCUUUUACAUAGAUUAUCGGUUGAUCAAAUUCAACUAGUUAUUACAGAGUUAUUUAGAGUAUCGAAUGAAGUAGUUCUUGGUUAUAUCGAUGGCUAUAUCUCGAGAAACAAAUGUGAUGCAUUUGAUGAACCUGCGAAAAUACAUGAAUCCACAACUACUACUACUGCUACUACUACUACUCUCGAGAGAUUCGACCAUGUCAAGUCAUUCAUCAAGAUCAUCUAUGUAAUUGCAAUCGUUGAUAGUCAAUUACAAAAUAUAUUAAAACAUCUCAAACAUACUACAUUGGAUUCUAAUUUCAUAGGACUUUCAUAUUCAAUGAACAAAUUUAUAUCAUUACUUCCAAAUGAUUCAAGAAUUGAACUAAGAGAUUUACUUGUGCAAAUAUCUAAACAACCUGAAUUAAAUAUAAUGGAAAGUAGAUUGUUUUAUGUGGUUCAUCAGUUAAUAAGAUACUCAUUGACGACGGGUGAUGAUUUCCAGACAUUCUUUGGAUCGGAUAUGAUCAGUUUCUAUAUAGAGUCGAUCAUGAAGAGAUUGACUACAAUCGAUGAUGAUCUCGUCAAUAUUGCUAUGACACGCGAUUAUAGUACCAGUGAUAUGAUGCUAAUCGAUUUGGAACUAAUGAUAUCCGGUUUCAGUUCGAAUGUUCACUACCCAAAGAUGAUCAUACAGAAGCUAAUAGAUAGUUACAGCCACAUGUUUGAAUCUACCAAUUGGAAAGAGAGAUAUUCUAUUCUAAGAAUGUUAAACACUCAGAAUAUUUCUUAUGAAAAUAUAGAUUUUAUAUUUAAUAGUGGAUUCAAAUCAAUGAAUAUUGAUGAUCAGUCAUCAUCAUCAUCAUCAUCACUGGGUAAUGAUGAACAUCCAUUGGUUAGAUAUGAAUAUUAUACUUUGGUGUCAAGGUAUUUGUCAUCGAAAACUGACAAGUUUGAUUUAUGUUAUCAUUUCGUCAAGAUGAUAUUAAAUAGAGAUGAAGAUAUACCAAUUUUGAAGACGUGCAUGCUCAACUGCCUAUAUACUAUGAUGAUACUCCACAACAUCACGACCAACGAUGAAAAUCAAUUGAAUGCAUUCCACAGAGAUAUCAUUACAAUCAUCUGCAAAUAUGCCAGCUCAAACGAACGUAACGUUGUAAGACAAGCACUAGCAACGGUCAUACAAUUCUCCACACAUAUUGGUAAUGGCUUUAUUCCAUAUUUUGACGAUACCAUUGAAUGGUUUAUCAAGACACUGGAAUCACAUCCAUAUUCCCAUGAACUUAGAUUCGAUAUUCUACAAUCGCUUAGUAAACUACUUGUUGUUAUGGGUGUAGAUUACUCACAUAUAACCAAUAAUAGAUUCAACAAUGGACAGAUCAUACAGAGAUUGCUAACUACUACAUUGGCUGAAGUGGAUGUAUUGUCCGUCGAUCAACAAAGUCUAUCUAAACUGUUUGAUACUUUUAGAAACUUUUGUCAAUGUCCAGGAUUUGAUAUACAGACAUAUUUAGUUAGAAUAAUGGAUUGUGUAACAAUGAUUUUGAUAAGCGAUGAAGGUGUUCAACAGUGGACAGGCAACGAGGGAACAGUAUUGGAGUUGGAUCACUUCACUCAGACCUACAGUCGUUUGGAACUGGCAUUGCGAUUUCUACCUUACGCUUUUCACUGUCUGGAGUUUGGCGAUGUCUUUCUCCCAAAGAAUCUUUACAAAUCAAUGGAAGUCGAGAUUAUUCCUUUCUUGGUCAAUGCUAAAUCAAACAUUCUACUUCAAUGCACAAUGGAGACAAAUCUAACUAAAGAGUAUCUAGAUACUUUAGAUAAAGAAAAGUUAAUUGAAUUAAUAUUAAGUAGUAGUAGUAAUCAGAAAGAUAAUAAAAAUAACAAUAAUAAUAGCAGUAACAAUAAACAACAACAACAACAACCAAAAAAGAAAAAAGAUAAGAAAAGAAAAAGAACAAGUGAGAUAGAUUUCGAUAAAUGUUAUAAAAGAUAUAUUGCAUUGAAAGUUGCAUACUUGGGUUGGGAUUAUCAUGGGUUUGCUGCUCAACAAAUCACUGAGGAAACCAUUGAAGGUCAUCUCAUUAGAGCAUUACAAAAGACUUGUUUAAUCAAUGAUAUAAAGAAUUGUAAUUAUUCAAAGUAUGCAUUAUCAGGUAGAACAGAUAAAGGUGUUUCUGCAUUUGGUCAGGUGAUUUCAUUGUAUGUAAGAUCGAAUUUGACUGAAGGAAACGAUCUUAUACCACCUACUGUCAUCGAUGACGAAGCAAUCGCAAAAAAGAAAGCGAAUCUUCUAAAGAAUAAGAAAACACACGAGGAAUUCCAAUUUGUAAAGAUGUUGAACGGUGUUCUACCUCCUUACAUCAGAGUGUUAGGUUGGUCACCUAUUCCAUUCCACUUCAACGCUCGUUUCAGUACACUCUAUAGAACUUACAAAUACUUUUUUGAUCCAUCCAAUCUAGAUUUGAAUUUAAUGAAAGAAGCAGGUAAAUCAUAUAUUGGUGAACAUGACUUUUCAAACUUUUGUAAAAUUGAUUUAGAAAGUGUUAAAUCAUUUACAAGAGUUAUAUUAUCUUUUGAUAUACAACCGGUUGAAUCUGGUGAUUUUUCGACGAGUGGAAUGUAUGUUGCAACUAUUUGUGGAUAUGCAUUCCUUUGGCAUCAGAUAAGAUGUAUGAUGGCAAUGUUGUUUUUAAUAGGUCAAAAGAAAUUCCCGACAACUAUUAUUGCAGAUUUAUUGGAUCUAUCAAAAGGUAUUGUAAAACCACCGUACGAGAUGGCAUCUGAAGUUCCACUUGUUCUAUUCGAUUGUGGCUACGAAGAUUUGAACUUCAUAUAUGAUAAAGAUUAA